GUACUGGGUUUUGAUUGGAGCCCUGCACAGUGUGAGUGUCUCUGGUGGUUUACUGUAGAAUAAAGAGAGCGAGUGAACAGCCUGCCCUGCAGUUCUUUUUUUCCUCAGUUUCUAAGGUAGAAUAUAUAGGCGCUGUGUUUUUUUUUUUCUACACCUCUUGCACAGUAGAAAUCCCCUAGAGAAACAGCUCAAUCUCGACUUGACUGACAGCUGUAACAUCUCUCAGGGCUUCAUCGAUCCGGUCUCAAAUAAAACUGAAUGUGUUUGACCACUUUUGCUCCCAGUGUGUUUUCAGUGGAGAGAGAACACAACCAAGGACUGUGCUCAUCAUGAAGGUUGGAUGAAUGAAUAUUUUUCGAGGACAUCACUUCUGUGAGAGGCUGCAGAAGCUGCAUCAUCCACUCGUCUUAAUAACUCUUGUUGCGUUUGAGUACCAUCACUUGCAGCAGCUUUUCAACCAUGACAACAUUUGACUUCUCGGAUAUAGAGGCGUUUUUGGACUGCCACCCGGAUCUCUUCGAGGAGUAUUUGGUUCGGAAGGCGAAAUGUGAGCAGGUGAGCAGAUGGUUGAAGGAGCAUCAGCCGUCCAAAGUGUCCACCACCACAGCAGAGGAGGAGAAGCGCACUGUUGCUGCUGCAGCCUGCAGAAGAGAUCCUCUAUGGCCGAGCAACCCAGACGGACUCCGGCGCAGAUCGUCCCACAUGGAGCUGCGACGCAACUUUGCCCGGUCCAAAGCAACCACCGCACACCGGACCUACGACGAGCACGUCAGCCUGAGCGAACACGAGGAGUCCCAGUCCAGCAUGAGGCGCCGUGCGCUCCUGCGUAAAGCCAGCUCCUUACCUCCGACCACCGCGCGCAUCCUGAGCGCACUGCUGGAGUCCAGAGUCAACGUGCCCAUAUACGCGUCUAGUGCCAUCGAUUACAAAUACAGGCUCAAGGAGACCAACGAGAGGGAGUUCUUCUUGGAGUUAGUGAAAGAUAUCUCCAAUGAUUUGGACCUGACGAACCUGAGUUACAAGAUCCUGAUCAACGUGUGCAUUCUGGUGGAUGCAGACAGGUGUUCGCUGUUCCUCGUGGAGGGACCCGCGCACAAGAGGACGCUCGUGUCCAAAUUCUUUGAUGUGCACUCUGGCACCACUGUCAGACCUUCAUCCAGCACCUUAAACUCCAAUGAAGUGCAGGUGCCAUGGGGGAAAGGUAUCAUUGGAUAUGUGGCAGAGCAUGGGGAGACUGUGAACACCCCAAACGCCUAUGAGGACCACCGCUUCAGUGAUGAGAUCGACAAGUUAACAGGCUACAAGACUCAGUCCAUCCUCUGCAUGGCCAUCUGUAACAGUGAUGGAGAAGUCAUAGGUGUUGUACAAGCAAUCAACAAAAAUCCUAUGGGCACACCCUUUACCGAGGAUGAUGAGAAGGUACUGCAGAUGUAUCUACCAUUCUGUGGAAUAUCGAUUUGCAAUGCCAAGUUGUUUUCGGAGUCUCGCAAGGAGUAUGAAAGGAGUAGGGCUCUACUGGAGGUGGUCAACGACCUGUUUGAGGAACAGACCGACCUGGAGAAGAUUGUUAGGAAGAUCAUGCAGCGAGCGCUGACCCUGCUGCAGUGUGAACGCUGCUCUGUGCUUCUCCUUGAAGAUAUCGACUCACCUGUUGUGAAGUUCUCCAAGACGUUUGAGCUCAUGUCUCCCCUGUGCAACAUGGACCGUGACAUCAGCCUGGAGAAGCUAUCGUGUUCCGAUUGGCUGAUCAAUAACAGCAUUGCAGAGCUGGUGGCCUCCACAGGACUGCCUGUUAACAUCAGCGACGUGUGUCAGGACCCACGCUUUGAUGCUGAGGCGGAUCAGGCUUCGGGGUUUCACAUCAGAUCAGUGUUAUGUGUCCCUAUCUGGAAUCGAACUCAUCAGAUUAUUGGGGUUGCACAGAUUCUGAAUCGCUUGGACAGGAAGACAUUCAAUGAUGCAGAUCAGAGACUGUUUGAGGCAUUUGUGAUAUUCUGUGGACUUGGAAUCAACAACACGAUGAUGUACAAUCAGGUUAAGAAGACGUGGGCCAAGCAGUCUGUAGCACUGGAUAUGUUGUCCUACCAUGCUACCUGUUCCAAGGUAGAAGUUGACAGACUAAAGGCAGCUAAGAUCCCCCUGAGCACUGAGUUAGGCAUCGACGAGUUUCACUUCAACGACUUCUCUUUGGACAAUGACGCCAUGAUCACCGCGUCACUACGGAUGUUUCUUGAACUCGGUGUCGUCCAAAAGUUUAAAAUUGACUAUGAGGUUUUGUGCCGCUGGCUUUUGACUGUGAGAAAAAACUAUCGAACUGUGGCGUAUCACAACUGGAGGCAUGCCUUCAACGUGUCGCAGUGCAUGUUCGCUAUGAUCACAACAGCCAAUUUCCAGGAUGUCCUGUCAGAGGCUGAGAUACUGGCUCUGAUGGUCGGCUGCCUGUGUCACGACUUGGACCACCGAGGCACCAACAACGCAUUUCAAGCCAAGACAGGAUCUGCUCUGGCUACGCUCUACGGGACGUCAGCCACGCUGGAGCAUCAUCACUUCAACCAUGCAGUCAUGAUCCUACAAAGUGAGGGUCAUAAUAUCUUUGCAAACCUCUGCUCUAAAGAGUAUAGCGACAUGAUGCAACUAUUGAAGCAGGCUAUUCUCGCCACAGACCUUACUUUGCACUUUGAGCGCAGAAACAAGUUCUUUGAGUGUGUUCUCUCAGGAGAAUUCAGCUGGACAGAUGAAGGACACAGAGAAGUUCUCAGGUCCAUGCUGAUGACUGGAUGCGAUCUGGGCGCUGUCACUCGUCCUUGGAAGAUAUCAAAACAGGUUGCAGAGCUGGUGACGAGUGAAUUCUUUGAACAAGGUGACAGAGAGAGGUCUGAGCUUAAGUUGACCCCAGCGGCCAUAUUUGAUCGCAAUCGCAAAGAUGAACUACCGGCCUUACAGCUGGAGUGGAUAGAUGGGAUAUGUAAACCCCUUUACGAGGCAAUGCUGAAGCUCAACAGGAAGUUGCAGCCGAUGGUCGAUGGGAUGGACGCCAAUCGAAACAAAUGGCUGGAGCUCAGCUCCUCCAAUCAGGAGACCCGCAGAGCCUCAGUGUCCAAUCAGAGUGAGGAAUCAGAUCAGAGUCCUGAGCCCCAUGAAGCAGUAACAAAUGAACACCCAGACUCCACAGAUACUCUGAAGCCAGUUGAAAACACCACGUUUGGGUCAAAGUCUAAGAGCAGUCAGGACCUGAGGUUCAGAGUAAACCAAGGUUCAUGUGAUGAUCAACCAGAAUCAGCUGACAACAUCAUAUUAGCAGGAAAGAAGUAAAGCAGGCUGUGUUCAAGGGUAACUUUGGUAUUUUUCAACCCUGGAUCUUAUUUUCCCAUGUUUUUUUGUUUAAGUGACUAAUGGGGACAACACUUUUUGAAAUUGGCUCAGUAUUGAGGGAUAACUCUGUAACCGUCAGCUGCUAAAACGAGCUACAAGGGCGCCGCAUCAAUUCUUUCACACACAUGUACAGGCAUUUUGGGUUGCGCCAUUGUUGUUGGAGGUGCAAACACUGGAGGCAAAGGUAUGCAGCGCACAAUGCAGCUGCGAGGGUAGAGCGUGACGUCACUGUGCGUAAAAGAAUGUAACGUUACAUCCACUAAAAGUUCUUUACUACUCUUUACAGCAUUCUUCCCCCGUGGGUAUAGAUAGGGUCACAGCACCCACAGGAACACAACCAGUCUCUGGAGCUUCGUGGCCUUGCAGCAGCUGGUUCACCAGUAGGCCAUUGAAUUAAAAGACCUCAUCCACAUAGUCAGAAUCAUUUAAAUAUUCAGCCGUGACAUUUUUUGUCCUCCGACGCAACAAACUCUGCCCGGCUGGCACUUGCGUUUCCACCAUGGAUGUAUUCCACUAUUCCACCGUUGUCUUCGGGCAACGCAUCACCUCACGAGAUUUCAGAACAAGACUUCUCCUUGGGCGAGACUCUUUCCAUAAUGUCAGACAUUUAUAAUAACAAUCAGAGCAUGUCCAGUUUGAAAAAUACCGAAGUUAACGUUAAGUAGGCUAUGGGUUUAUCCAUUAAAUGGCUCACAUGGGACACUUCCCAUACCCUGUGACUGUCUAACACAUGCACUACCCAAAAUGAUUUUAAAAAGUCUGGGUAAAUUUGCAGUUUUCAUCUGCUGAGCACAUUGCUUCUCCCAAGUGUCACUGUGUUAAACUCAGGAGCGUGAAUAAUUCCUGUUGGUUAAACAAUAUUUAAAGGGGCAGUUUCCGAAUUCCCAUUUCUACCUACCUACCUACCUAGCUAUCUGAAUGCUUUUCAUGCCUGAGAUGUAUAAGAAUGAGAGACUACUGUUGAAACCAAAGAGGGCCACUUAUUACUGUAAUGGGAACUGCCUCAAAACCACAAGCCCACUGGAACACCUUUACAAAACAAAAACAAAAAAGGAAUCACUGUGAUUUCUCUCACAUAAAAACACAAAUUGCCAUUAUGAAUGUCGACCGGAGCAUGAUCUUGUUCCUGAAUGUUUCUCACUGUCUUACCUCAGUUGCAAAUCUUUGGCUGCAUGGCAUUAUUUUCAAUGUUUGUAGGUUAACCGAGCCUGCGGCCGUCAACUUGUUCUGUGAAUUGCAUGUGUUUAUCAUGAAGACGUCGUAUCUCUAGGUAAGGAAUAAGGCCAAGAUGUUAGUGUAUUGAUUUUGUAAGGAAGGUCACUGAUAAAAUCCAAACCCUUCAGGGCUGAUUGUGUGCGUCAGUGUGUGUGAGACCUCCUAAUUCCUUAAAAAUGUUGACACAAAUGAAUACAAAUGGUUUUAUCUUAUGGGUCUGAACGUAACUUACUGUAAAGGUAUAGUUUCUGUAAUAUUUGUACAACAUUGAUUCUUUAUUUCCCACCUGAGUGAGAAAAAUCGGUGUGUCUGCAAUGCCUAAAUCGAAUUUCCGUUUACAAGCGCCCACAUGUGACUGUGAUUGUUAUUGAUAGGCGAAUGAGUACAUUGCGUUACAGUAAACCCUCAGGAUGUCAGGGAUGACUCCACACAUACAGAAUGCAUUAGCUGAGCAACGUUUGGCUAAUCUUAUUGUUCCAUAUAUCUAUAAGCUGCAAACAUCAGCAUGAAAAACAUCAAUGAGUUUAAGAAGGAAAAAUUCUCCAAAAUCUGAACUAUGACUUUAGAAGACUUCAGUUUUUUACAUACAGUAUGUAAAGAAAUGCCUAAAUAGAAGUUGUAAGGUUCUUAUAAAGCAGAAUAUGUAUAUACAGUAGCUAUGUAUCCAUUGUUUGAGAUCCAUCACAGUAUUUGUAGUUCUGGGCAGCAUGCCGAUUAUGUUGAAACUGCAUGUAUCAUGUUUGAUAUUGACACUGGACAUUAUCUUGAUGCCUUUGACUGCCCUAUGAGAUUUGCUUUGCAUGAAGUUUCUGUAAGGGAAAUACUAAGUGUUGUUAUGUAAGAAUUUUGUCGCUGCACUAUUGUUGUUGAGAACAGAUAAAGAUUUCUAUUUUCGAUCACAGACUGUACCAAAAUUAUACACCCAUUAUUUUUCAUACAUCGGACUCUAUAUUUAUGCAAGAUGUAGAAUUGGCAUUUUCUCCUGCUAUUUAUAAACCGUCAACUAAAAAGACAUUAUUAGAGAAGACAAGAAAGUGCUACAUUUCAGAUAAAAGGGAGUAAAUCAACCUCCAACUGGUUUUGUGAAUAAAAUGCUGUGGCAUGAAAACUGA
Sebastes umbrosus (honeycomb rockfish) is the source of this 5699-nucleotide messenger RNA. RefSeq names its product phosphodiesterase 11a, like (gene pde11al). Bases 460 to 3312 code for a protein of 950 amino acids. Gene Ontology annotation, molecular function: 3',5'-cyclic-nucleotide phosphodiesterase activity; protein binding. The record is from RefSeq and is a predicted model, not a curated record. Gene Ontology annotation, biological process: signal transduction. Lineage: Eukaryota; Metazoa; Chordata; Actinopteri; Perciformes; Sebastidae. The transcript has 20 exons.